AUGCCUAAGCUAUGCUUGUUAUUCUAUUGCUUCUUCGUCAUCGUCUUCUUCUUCUUCGUCUUCCUCCUCUGCUUGUUAUUCUAUUGCUUCUUCGUCAUCGUCUUCUUCUUCUUCGUCUUCCUCCUCUGCUUGUUAUUCUAUUGCUUCUUCGUCAUCGUCUUCUUCUUCUUCGUCUUCCUCCUCUGCUUGUUAUUCUAUUGCUUCUUCGUCAUCGUCUUCUUCUUCUUCGUCUUCCUCCUCUGCUUGUUAUUCUGUUGCUUCUUCGUCUUCUUCUUCCUCCUCUGCUUGUUAUUCUAUUGCUUCUUCGUCGUCGUCGUCUUCUUCUUCUUCGUCUUCCUCCUCAGCUUGUUAUUCUACUGCUUCUUCGUCAUCGUCUUCUUCUUCUUCUUCUUCUUCCUCCUCUGCUUGUUAUUCUAUUGCUUCUUCGUCGUCGUCUUCUUCUUGUUCUUCGUCUUCCUCCUCAGCUUGUUAUUCUAUUGCUUCUUCGUCAUCGUCUUCUUCUUCUUCUUCUUCCUCCUCUGCUUGUUAUUCUAUUGCUUCUUCGUCGUCGUCUUCUUCUUCUUCUUCGUCUUCCUCCUCAGCUUGUUAUUCUACUGCUUCUUCGUCAUCGUCUUCUUCUUCUUCUUUCUCCUCUGCUUGUUAUUCUAUUGCCUCUUCGUCGUCGUCUUCUUCUUCUUCUUCGUCUUCCUCCUCAACUUGUUAUUCUACUGCUUCUUCGUCGUCGUCUUCUUCUUCUUCGUCUUCCUCCUCAGCUUGUUAUUCUACUGCUUCUUCGUCAUCGUCUUCUUCUUCUUCUUCCUCCUCUGCUUGUUAUUCUAUUGCUUCUUCGUCGUCGUCUUCUUCUUCUUCUUCGUCUUCCUCCUCAACUUGUUAUUCUACUGCUUCUUCGUCAUCGUCUUCUUCUUCUUCUUCUUCCUCCUCUGCUUGUUAUUCUAUUGCUUCUUCGUCGUCGUCUUCUUCUUCUUCUUCGUCUUCCUCCUCAGCUUGUUAUUCUACUGCUUCUUCGUCAUCGUCUUCUUCUUCUUCUUCUUCUUCUUCCUCCUCUGCUUGUUAUUCUAUUGCUUCUUCGUCGUCGUCUUCUUCUUCUUCUUCGUCUUCCUCCUCAGCUUGUUAUUCUACUGCUUCUUCGUCAUCGUCUUCUUCUUCUUCCUCCUCUGCUUGUUAUUCUAUUGCUUCUUCGUCGUCGUCUUCUUCUUCUUCUUCGUCUUCCUCCUCAACUUGUUAUUCUAUUGCUUCUUCAUCAUCGUCUUCUUCUUCUUCUUCUCCUUCUUCUUCUUCCUCCUCUGCUUGUUAUUCUAUUGCUUCUUCGUCGUCGUCGUCGUCUUCUUCUUCUUCCUCCUCUGCUUGUUAUUCUACUGCUUCUUCGUCAUCGGCUUCUUCUUCUUCUUCUUCCUCCUCUGCUUGUUAUUCUACUGGUUCUUCGUCAUCGGCUUCUUCUUCUUCUUCUUCCUCCUCUGCUUGUUAUUCUACUGCUUCUUCGUCAUCGUCUUCUUCUUCUUCUUCUUCCUCCUCUGCUUGUUAUUCUAUUGCUUCUUCGUCGUCGUCUUCUUCUUCUUCUUCGUCUUCCUCCUCAGCUUGUUAUUCUACUGCUUCUUCGUCAUCGUCUUCUUCUUCUUCUUCUUCCUCCUCUGCUUGUUAUUCUAUUGCUUCUUCGUCGUCGUCUUCUUCUUCUUCGUCUUCCUCCUCUGCUUGUAA
This is a messenger RNA of Gigantopelta aegis, 1695 nucleotides long. RefSeq names its product NADH-ubiquinone oxidoreductase chain 5-like. The record is from RefSeq and is a predicted model, not a curated record. The transcript has 2 exons. Lineage: Eukaryota; Metazoa; Mollusca; Gastropoda; Neomphalida; Peltospiridae. The coding region runs from base 1 to 1695 and encodes 564 amino acids.